Messenger RNA from Hirundo rustica (Barn swallow), 1641 nucleotides. RefSeq names its product leucine rich repeat containing 59 (gene LRRC59). The record is from RefSeq and is a predicted model, not a curated record. Lineage: Eukaryota; Metazoa; Chordata; Aves; Passeriformes; Hirundinidae. The transcript is spliced from 7 exons. Bases 162 to 1079 code for a protein of 305 amino acids. Gene Ontology annotation, molecular function: protein binding.
CGGACGUGGCCGCGGAAGUGGGUGGCGGGGCCGGGCCGUACCACGCCGGGACAGGACGGGACGGGCUGGGCUGGGUUGGGCUGUGCUGAGCCGCUCCGUACCGAGCCGCGUCGCCUCCCCGUGCCGAGCCGCAUCCCCUGUAGGCGGCCGCCGACGGAGCCAUGUCGCGGGGCAGCGGGAAGGGACUCAGCCUGAAGGACAAGCUGGACGGGAACGAGCUGGACCUGAGCCUCUGCGACCUGAACGAGGUGCCGGUGCGGGAGUUGGCUGCUCUUCCGAAAGCUACUAUCUUGGAUUUGUCCUGUAACAACCUCAUUUCCUUGCCGUCAGACUUCUGCAGUUUGAUGCAUCUGGUGAAACUGGAUUUGAGUAAAAAUCGGUUGCAACAGCUGCCCUUGGACUUUGGCCGCCUGAUCAAUCUGCAGCACCUGGACCUUCUGAACAACCGCUUGGUCACCCUGCCAGUCAGCUUUGCACAGCUCAAGAACCUGAAGUGGCUGGAUCUGAAGGACAAUCCCCUGGAUCCUGUCCUGGCUAAAGUGGCAGGAGACUGUCUGGAUGAGAAGCAGUGUAAACAGGCUGCUGUCAAGGUACUGCAGCACAUGAAAGCAAUCCAGUCUGAGCAAGAUCGACAACGGCAGCAGAAACUCCAGGCAGAGAGAGAAAUGGAGAAGAAGCGUGAAGCAGAACAGCGAGCAAAGGAGGCUCAGGAGAGAGAACUGCGUAAGCGAGAGAAGGCAGAGGAAAAGGAACGCAGAAGGCGGGAGUACGAUGCUCAGAAAGCUGCAAAACAGGAGAUGGAAAAGAAAACUAAAAAAGAAACAGUGCAUACCCGAAAGCCAGCCUCCAGCUCCCGUCCACCUCAGCGCCCCCGGCACAAGCUCUCAUGGUCGCGGUCAGUGCUGAGAGUCCUGCUCUUCGUGCUGUUCUGCAUCCUCUGUACUCUGGCGGCCUGCAAGCUGACAGAGCUGCAGCAUCAACCUCUGUGCAUCAGUGUGAACACCCUCUACGAGGAUGUGGUGGCUGCUCUGCAGAACCACAAAACCCUGCAGAACAUGCUACAGCACAACUCGAAGUAGUGAUUGUCCUGGAUGGGCACUUGCUUCGUCAGCAUCUCCUUCCACCAUGUACGCAGCCAGAAUUCCUAUGGAAUCGUGUUCUGAUGAAACUGCUUUGAACCAGUCAGCAUUGGUUUGCUGGUCCACUCCACAGAGCAAAGCUAUUGUUCAAACCAUCUUUGUUGUGCAUGUCUCUCAGUCGGCCUGUAAACUCCCAUUAUUUGUGCACGUUAACCUAAACUUGUGACCACUCCUUGCCUCAAAGUGGCGUCCACCAGGAUUGUGAGGUAUAGGAAGUUGUCAGUCUAUAGGAAUGGGAUCAAGCAGCCCUCACAUCACCUGGGUGAGACAGCUGUAGCUCUGAGCUGGAGGUGGAAGGUUUUUAAUACAUAUCCAUUCCUUGCUCUCAUUUCUGUUUGUGCUAAAAUUGGUGGUAUGGCUGUAUGGGAAUAAUACACUAAGGCCCCACUCCAGGGCCAACUGCAAGCAUGUAAGAUGGCUGUGCAUCCUUAUGUUGGAGCAAAGAGGCUGAUGUGCUAUUGAAAGGAGCUGAAAAUUUUCAAUACAACAAUUUUCACAGCAA